Humulus lupulus (European hop) is the source of this 2713-nucleotide messenger RNA. Its product is annotated as ankyrin repeat-containing protein At5g02620. The coding region runs from base 822 to 2468 and encodes 548 amino acids. Gene Ontology annotation, cellular component: plasma membrane. Gene Ontology annotation, molecular function: protein phosphatase regulator activity; protein phosphatase 1 binding. The record is from RefSeq and is a predicted model, not a curated record. The transcript has 4 exons. Lineage: Eukaryota; Viridiplantae; Streptophyta; Magnoliopsida; Rosales; Cannabaceae.
GACUUUUCUAAGUUUUCUUUCUGCAAUUUUCUUGUUUAUAUUGAUUCUCUCUCAGCCAUUAUUUAUUUACUUAUUUUAUUGUAAAACUAUUGUUGUCAUGAUCACCACCUUUACAAAAGAACCCUUCUUUCUUUAUUGGUUAGAUUGUUCAUAUAUUAUAGCUUCUGGGAUGUGAUUAAGAUUCCUAAAAAGUUGCUUCAUACAUGUGCGUAUGUGUUUAAUGUAUCGUACCUUAUACUAUAAUUAUUCCUUUCUUCCUACCAAAUAAAAGCUCACUUGUCUCUUUUCAUUUUUAUUUUUAUUUUUCAUGUAUAUUUCAUAAAUCGACCACAGGGUCUGAAGGUGUAUUUUAUUCAAACCCCUGUUUCUCUAGAAGCUGGGCCUUAAUUUUAUGGCUUUUUCUUUGGUGUAUAAUGGAGGAGAAUAAAGGGUCUCCUCCUUUCAAACCCAGGUAAAUAUAUAAAAUUAGAUUUUCUUUUAUAUUUAUCCAGAAGCAUCUCAAUUGUAGAAAAAGGAAUUCUUCUGUUAUGCUGGAAAAAGUGAGACCUUAAACAUCCAUGUUUUUGUUUCAUACAAUUAAGGAGAUUUGAGAGCCAGGCAUGGGAGAUAGUCAAGCAUCUAGCUUUAUCUUCCUUCUUUGAAUUUCAUUAUAAUUCAAGGGAUCAUUUUUCUUUUUAGAAAAUGAUGAUGGUUUUGGAUGAAAAAUGUAAAAUUUGAUCUGGGUUUUCGUUGGAAAGAAGAGAAAAAAAAUUCCUGAAGAGGUGUGUUAUAGAUUAAAAAUCUGAGAAAAAAUAAAGAAAAAGGAAAUCGAUUGUUUAUUAAUGGCGGAACCAGCUGAGCAGCAGCCUGAGCCUCAAACAGGGCAACCAAGUUUGCCCAGAAAGAAAAUGACCAAGCAAUUGACCGGAAAACGUGACGAUAGUCCCUUGCAUUCGGCUGCGAGAGCUGGAAACAUCGCUGCCGCCAGAGAAAUCCUCACCGGCACCGGAGCAGCCGAGUUGAAGGAGCUUCUAGCGAAGCAAAACCAGUCUGGCGAAACGGCCUUAUACGUGGCGGCGGAGUAUGGAUAUGUUGAUUUGGUGAGGGAAAUGAUUCAGUACUAUGAUCUUGCUGAUGCGGGAAUCAAAGCCAGGAAUGGUUUUGAUGCUUUCCACAUUGCUGCCAAGCAAGGAGAUUUAGAUGUUUUGACAGUACUAAUGGAGGCAUAUCAGGAGUUAGCCAUGACUGUUGAUAUAUCCAAUACAACGGCUCUUCACACGGCUGCAACACAAGGGCAUACCGAGAUAGUGAAUCUCUUGUUAGAAGCCGGAAGCAGCCUCGCCACCAUUGCCAGAAGAAAUGGUAAAACCGCUCUUCAUUCCGCUGCGAGAAACGGGCAUUUGGACGUUGUCAAAGCUCUUCUCAGGACGGAGCCCAGCCUGGCGACUCGCACCGAUAACAAGGGACAAACAGCUCUUCAGAUGGCGGUAAAGGGGCAGAAACUUGAGGUUGUGGAGGAACUGGUGAAAGCAGAUCCUUUGUCUAUUAACCUAGUGGAUAACAAGGGUAACACUGCUUUGCAUAUAGCUACUCGAAAGGGUAGAGCUCAGAUAGUUAGAAUGCUACUUGGGUACAAUGAGACCGACAGGAAAGCUGUAAAUAAGACCGGAGAAACAGCCAUUGACACGGCGGAGAAGACUGGGAACAAUGACAUCAAGGUAAUUCUACAAGAGCAUGGCGUGCAGAGUGCAAAAACCAUGAAGCCACAGGGGACAAGCACAGCAAGAGAGCUAAAACAAACCGUGAGUGACAUCAAGCAUGAAGUACAUUACCAAUUAGAGCAUACACGCCAGACAAGAAGGCGUGUCCAAGGCAUAGCCAAACGGCUCAAUAAGAUGCAUGCCGAGGGACUCAACAACGCCAUUAACUCCACCACCGUGGUGGCAGUCCUCAUUGCAACCGUCGCCUUUGCAGCCAUCUUCACUGUUCCAGGCCAAUACGCAGAUGACCCGAAUCACGUGCCUCCUGGAUUCACUCUUGGCGAGGCCAACAUUGCUUCAAAAGCUCCAUUCUUGAUAUUCUUCGUCUUUGAUUCAAUUGCCCUUUUCAUCUCCCUGGCUGUCGUGGUGGUACAGACCUCUGUUGUGGUGAUAGAGAGCAAGGCCAAGAAGCAGAUGAUGGCUGUGAUCAACAAGCUGAUGUGGUUGGCUUGUGUGCUUGUUUCGGUGGCAUUUUUGGCGUUGUCGUUUGUGGUUGUGGGGAAGAAUCAGAAGUGGUUGGCCAUUGGAGUGACCAUAAUAGGGACUACUAUAAUGGCUACGACACUUGGAACCAUGUGUUAUUGGGUGAUCAGGCAUCGGAUUGAGGACUCUAAUAUGAGGAGUAUUAGAAAAUCAUCCAUGGGAAGCAGGUCAAGGUCAUGUUCAUUGUCUGUAAUGUCGGAUUCUGAGAUAUUGAACAGUGAAUAUAAGAAAAUGUACGCCAUUUGAUGACACCAUGAGAUCCUCUAUUUACUCCCAAAGCCAGAGAUUUUUUGUUUUGGCGCAUACCAGUUUUCUGCUCUGUUUAAAGGGCAGGGAUUUGAGUAACAGAUAACACGUUGAAUUAAGCCUCACUUGUAUACAUAUUUAAGUAUAUAUUCAACGUUCAAGUAUAUACAAAUGCGAAUUUUUGAGUAUGAGCGAUUGAAAAACAGCUAUUAAAUAAAAUAAAUUGCAGUUUUGAGUGGGGGCAA